This is a messenger RNA of Phyllostomus hastatus (greater spear-nosed bat), 2099 nucleotides long. It is a transcript of the gene MAFK, whose product is annotated as MAF bZIP transcription factor K. Gene Ontology annotation, cellular component: nucleus. NCBI's taxonomy places the organism in Eukaryota, Metazoa, Chordata, Mammalia, Chiroptera, Phyllostomidae. Gene Ontology annotation, molecular function: RNA polymerase II cis-regulatory region sequence-specific DNA binding; DNA-binding transcription factor activity, RNA polymerase II-specific. Gene Ontology annotation, biological process: regulation of transcription by RNA polymerase II. Bases 253 to 708 code for a protein of 151 amino acids. The transcript has 3 exons. The record is from RefSeq and is a predicted model, not a curated record.
AGCGGUGUCAGAUGCUGGGGAGCCGGGCGGGUGGCGCGCUGGCUGCGGGCGGCGGGGAGGACUUGUUGUUCUUCGCGAAGUCGGAGCUCGAGCGCGCGGCGGAGGCGGAGGCGGCGGCCCAGGGGGAGCGCGAGAGUGAACGCGAGCCGGAGGAGAGCGCGUGCCCGCGAGGAGCCGCCGCGCGCUCGCGGCCCCCGCGCGACGCCAGCUUCGACUUCCGAGCGGCUCCGUCCUGGUGACUGUGCCCGGGUUAUGACGACGAAUCCCAAACCGAACAAGGCAUUUAAGGUCAAGAAGGAGGCGGGCGAGAACGCCCCGGUGCUCAGCGACGAUGAGCUGGUGUCCAUGUCGGUGCGGGAGCUGAACCAGCACCUGCGGGGCCUGUCCAAGGAGGAGGUGGUGCGGCUCAAGCAGCGGCGCCGCACGCUCAAGAACCGCGGCUACGCCGCCAGCUGCCGCAUCAAGCGGGUGACGCAGAAGGAGGAGCUGGAGCGGCAGCGGGUGGAGCUGCAGCGGGAGGUGGAGAAGCUGGCGGCGGAGAACGCCAGCAUGCGGCUGGAGCUGGACGCCCUGCGCGCCAAGUACGAGGCCCUGCAGACCUUCGCGCGGACCGUGGCCCGCGGGCCCGUGGCGCCCUCCAAGGUGGCCACCACCAGCGUCAUCACCAUCGUCAAGUCCCCCUCCGUGCCCUUCUCGGCCGCCUCCUAGUGCCGGGGGCGGGCGCCGGGGGGGCGGGUGCCGGGCACGUCCCCGUGCUCGUCCGAGGGUCUGUGGGGACAGGCCCCCCAGCCUCUGAGGGCCCACGUGCAGACUGCAGGGGGCUCCCACGGGGCGGCUGUGGGUGCUGGGCGGAGAGCAGGGUCCCGCGAAGCUGUGCGCCGCACACGCCUCCCCACACGCACCCACGCUCGCACUCUCGCACGCCGGUCUUCCUCGGGGCCCACCCGCCCCGCCCCCCCCCCGCCCCGGCUCUGCUUUCAGGGGCCUCCGUCCCCCCGGAGUCGGGAUGCGUGGGGAGAGGCCUCCAGGAGGCCGCCGGCCGUGUGGCCCUGUGUCUUCCAUCCCUCGAGCAGCUGCCCGCCUGCUCGUGGCCCGACUGAGCUCUGGGGCCCCAGGAGGAGCCUUCUGUGCCCAGUGUCCACACACACCGUGACUCUGCUUCAGCCUUAGCCAGAGCCCUGUGCUAGUGGGGGCGGGGGGCUGUGGCGCCCACCGAGCACUGGCCGCACCGGGGCCUUGAAGGAGCGGCUUGUCACAGGCUGUCCCUGGGGGGGGCCUGUGGACCCCCUGUGGGGAGCUGCCUGCAUGUUGCGAAUGUCAGCGUGUGUCGGGGUGAGGAGGGAGGUCCCUGGCUCCCAGCGGUCUGGCCUUGCCACCCCUGCAGAGCCCUGGAGGGUGGAGCCAAAGGGCCGGGGUGGGAGCCCUGGGGUUGGAGGGGAAGGGGGCCGUUCUGGUUCUGGGUGGGCCCGGUGUGGCUCUGACGGUGGGGCUGGGCUGCACCUGGCUCCUGACGCCGGGGGAGGGGAGGCUGGGUGGCAGGUACAGGUGGAGGGUGGUGGGUGAGCGUGAGGUGGGUGCACCUCGGGGGGUGGCCGGCGCUGGGCUGAGGGUGCGGUGCAGACCCGCCUCCCGGGGCCCCUGCUGGCCCGUUCUUGAGAGAACCUUGGUGCUCGGUCGUCGCCUGCAGCCUUCGCCUGAGCUCUCCGCCCCAGAGCCACGGCGGCCUUGGUGACCUUUGCUGGGGUGACCUCCCUGGGGCUGCUGCGGGUCCUCCCCGGAAGGUGCUGGGGGAGCUGGGAGCCCGGGCCCCCUCCCCCGGCCCCUCCCAGCAUGACCCUGCAAAGUGCCAGGGCCCCGCCCCAGGCAGGGUGCCAGCCACGCCGUCCGCAUUGCAGAUGGGCAGCAAGUAGCUGGCCGGCUGGCCUGUGGCGGUUCCCUGUCCUGGGGGCCGGCUGCGUCCUCAGAGCAGAGGCCGGCGCAGGCAAAGCCGCUGGCGCCAUGGCCGUGGCAGGUAAUCCACAUUGGAUAUCAGUAAGGACCAUGGGGCGUAUUUAAGAGAGAGAAGUAUAUAUAAAUAAAAUUAUACACAGUUUAUCGUA